CAUGAACGGGCAAAAGCGUUUGUCUGGUCGCCGUUGGAGUGUGAAUUGCUGGACGCCGCGAUGAGAUGAAGUCGACCGACCUCACGUGACUAAUUUCCAUGCCGCAUCGAACACGGAGUUGGUCCAAGCUCCGCGGGUUAUCGCGCAGUUGGCUCACUUAUCGUCAUGCCGUCCAUUUGAUGCCACGGGGUGUUCGUCUUUAGUUAUUGGUUUGCAAUUUGGGUGUUUGAAUUUUCGUUGAAUUGAAUAAUUUGAUAUUUCACCAUGUCGGCAGCAGGCCGCGAACCAGUCUUCCCGACUCGCCAGUCGUUGGGUUUGAUGAAGAGCAAGCUUAAGGGUGCAGAGACUGGCCACAGCUUAUUGAAGAGAAAAAGUGAAGCUUUGACGAAGCGCUUUCGAGACAUCACCCGGCGCAUUGAUGAAGCAAAACGAAAGAUGGGACGAGUCAUGCAAGUGGCUUCCUUCUCCCUGGCGGAGGUGACCUAUGCCGUUGGAGGGGACAUUGGAUACCAAAUCCAGGAAUCCGCCAAACAGGCACGAUUCCGUGUACAGGCUAAGCAGGAGAACGUGUCUGGUGUCUUCCUGCCUCAAUUCGAGGCGUAUCAGGAGGAGGGAAUAAACGACUUCGGUUUGACUGGUCUUGGGAAAGGUGGUCAGCAGGUUCAACGCUGCCGGGAGACCUAUGCUCGCGCGGUAGAGACACUGGUGGAGCUGGCAAGUCUACAGACUGCAUUCCUAAUUCUUGAUGAGAUGAUCAAGGUGGUCAACCGGAGAGUGAACGCAAUUGAGCAUGUCAUCAUUCCUCGAACUGAGAACACAAUCAAAUAUAUCAACUCCGAACUCGAUGAGCUCGACAGAGAAGAAUUCUACCGACUUAAGAAGGUCUCGAAUAAGAAGCAGAGAGACACUGCCGCGCAAGACGCGGAGAUCCUGGCUGCCAGACAAAAGGCGGCUGAGAAGGAUACGGGUGAUGUUCCUGAUGUGCUCGGGGACCAAGAAGAUCAAGAUGUGAUCUUUUAGAAGUUGUUUCCUUUCCCUUGUUUCCGUUGCUAUGUAACUAGUCUUUUUUUUUUUUUUUUCCCGUUUUGUC
Molecule: messenger RNA, 1090 nt
Organism: Aspergillus ruber CBS 135680
Lineage: Eukaryota; Fungi; Ascomycota; Eurotiomycetes; Eurotiales; Aspergillaceae
Product: H(+)-transporting V1 sector ATPase subunit D
Exons: 8
Coding region: 265-1020 (251 amino acids)
Biological process (GO): vacuolar acidification
Cellular component (GO): fungal-type vacuole membrane; vacuolar proton-transporting V-type ATPase complex
Molecular function (GO): proton-transporting ATPase activity, rotational mechanism
Source: RefSeq, a predicted model, not a curated record